GUGUGUGUGGCUACUCUGGUAUUCACAUUGUAUUCGUCACGAUGUGCUAGAGAUGUGAUCGAGUGUGAUGCGGUUACCACCCAUUCAUUAGGCCAGUUCCAGUGUAGAUGCCAAUUUGUAGUAGUAACUUAGUGAUUAGUGAUAGUGUAAUGAGCAAUUGAGACUACCAGUAGAUACUUUGUCUUGAGACUGACUGCCGACUGUCAUCCAUUUGUGAGAGUUGGUGGCCUUGAUGAUUACGAUGUUGAAUAUUACCCGCAUCUUUCACUUUCUAAGUCUGGUACGCUUUGCAUGCUAUGCUGCAUGCCACUCGAAAUCCUAAUCACUGAUGCCACCAACCUCUUACAUAUGUAUGAUAGUAAUCAGUCCCAAUAGUAAGUAUGACAUGUGGUAUGUCAUUUUAGUAUUCAUAUGGUAUGUCAUUGUUACUAUUGGGUCUGCUUACUGUCAUGUAUUUGUGAGAGGUGGUGGCCUCAAUGAUUUUGAUUUUACUGGCAUGGGAUAGCCUGAGAUUUUGAAGUUGAAAGGUGUGGAUACUUUCUAUUGGGACUGAUAGUGACUGUCCUAUAAUAGUGAGAUUCAGUGACUUCAAUGAUUUCGAUGUUCGAUGGCAUGCAAUAGUCUAGUAGUAGAAUACUAUUUACUAUUAUUUAUCGUUAUUUAUUAUAGGUUCGACUCACUGAGUAAACUGAUUUAUUAUUGACAUGGACAAUAUUUAAAAAUAUAACAUGAUGUGUUGUUUUUUAAACUAUAUGUUGUAGUCAACUGGUUUGCCGUACUAAUUGGUCACAUUGUAAAAGUAUAUCUCUGGGUAUUGAUGAUCAAAAAAAUUAUUUAUUAUUACUAUUAUUAUUUUUAUUAUUACUAUAUGUUUUCAAAGAUACACUGGCGUCCGUGUAUGCGUGCGUGCGUGUAUCCGUGUAAACCAGCAUUCUAAUCAUUGAUUUUUCUUGUAGCGCCCUAUUCGGCUAUCACCCACCACACAGCAGCUGUCGGACCUGGAGGGAUCCCUCUCAUGCAGCCCCUCGGCCAACCCAUGCCCGUCAACUUCAUGUCUCCACCCGCCUGCGUUCACGCCGUUCAGACGUCGACCAACGCCGCCGUGGCUGCCGCCUCGUCAGGCGGAGCCGGAAUCGCGAGCUCCUCCCCCGGCUACACAAUCACCUCCAUUCCGCAGCUUCCGCAGCGCGGACGCGACGACGGAAUGAUCAUGGCGAGCAACGCCGGCCAGUUGCAGAUGCAGAUGCAGAUGCAGUCGCCACGUCAGCCGUUGCUGAUGCACAACCCGAUGACACCUCACAUUAUGCUGCAGCCGGGCCAAUGGGCGGUGACGGACCGUGAUGCGCCGCCGCACCUCCUGCCGCAACAGCAGCAACCGGAAAUGGGCGUGAGCGACGUUCCGGUUUCGGAUGGCGGAAACGUCGGCGACGGCAAGUGUCAAGUGCAGAGCAUCGACGCGCUACGACUGCGAGCGAAAGAACACUCGGCCGCACUGGCGAUGGCCGGCGCAAAUCGGAUUCAGUAGAAUAACUUUUUGACGGGUGGUGUAGUAUGCAUGGAUGCUCUUGGCCCUUUGGUUACGUCUUUUUUGUCUGUCUUUUGACGCAGCGUUGACGACUGUGGCGGGUGUAUGUACCACUGGGCGUCUUACCUGACUUUUACUUAUAGUUUCCAUGUUUAGAAGGCGGCCUCAAGUGUCGAGGCGCCUCGGUUUCUUGAAUAUACUACGACUCUGAU
Corticium candelabrum is the source of this 1737-nucleotide messenger RNA. RefSeq lists its product as uncharacterized. The record is from RefSeq and is a predicted model, not a curated record. The transcript has a single exon. NCBI's taxonomy places the organism in Eukaryota, Metazoa, Porifera, Homoscleromorpha, Homosclerophorida, Plakinidae. Bases 1016 to 1525 code for a protein of 169 amino acids.